AUGCUGCGACGCCGUUGGACAGUUGCCUUUGCCCACGUGUGGGGUGGUGGUGAGUUGCCCAACUGGGCAGAGCAGGAGAAUGGCAAGAAUAAGAUCAACGCGGUUCAUGACUUUAUCGCCUGCUGUGAACAUAUGAUUAACAUGGGUUACACCAAGCCCGAGCUGAUGGUGGCGGCAGGGAAUAGCGCGGGUUGCGUGCCCAUCGCGGCUGCAAUGAAUAUACGCGGUUGUGGACUGUUUGGUAAUGCUCUGCUUCGUUCGCCGUUUUUAGACGUCAUCAACACAAUGCUCCACCCUGAUAUCCCGCUCUCGCUGGCGGAACGCGAUGACUGGGGAGGCCCGCUGCAUAGUGCUGAGGAUUACGCUCGGCUGACGCAGUAUGAUUCAUACCUUAACAUCAACGAUCGUCUUACGUACCCGGGCAUGAUAAUCUCCACCUGCCUCGACGACGACUGUGUGCCAGCGUGGAAUACACUGAAGUACGUUUCCAAACUGCGGCACCAGCGGCGACGUAAGGGGGUAGACCCUGUUGCCCGUCCUCUCGUGUUGCGCGCGUGGAGCAGUUGUGGACACUACGUUUGGGGGGAUAUGCAGAAUGUCUGCAAGGAGCUCUCCUUCCUCUGCUCUCAGAUGGACUUGGAGGGGCCUGGGAAGGUGCUGAACGACAUGGAUAUCAUGAUGCACAUGCAUAAUCUCACCGCCACUGGGGCGAUGGACCAUGACGACCAGAAGAAGGUCUUUCUCAAGUGGGACAGCUGGGAGCGGGAGCGCAUAAAUUACCACAUGAAACUCAACAACUUUGACUGGGAGUCCAACCUUUUCAAGCUGAAGGCCGAAAAGGAGCCGUUCUUUUGGGUGCCAACCGAGCAGGAGAUGCAGCAACGCAAGGUAGGCGAGAUGUUUCGCGCGAAGGAGCGGGAUGCACGUGAGGAGGCGAAAAGUGGUGCCAAGACAGGUAGCACAGGACGGGACGCAGGUGAGAAUAAGUGGGCGGAAGAAUCCAGGAGUAAACAAGUGCCACAUACGUGA
Trypanosoma rangeli is the source of this 1029-nucleotide messenger RNA. RefSeq names its product oligopeptidase B-like protein. The transcript has a single exon. The record is from RefSeq and is a predicted model, not a curated record. Gene Ontology annotation, biological process: proteolysis. NCBI's taxonomy places the organism in Eukaryota, Euglenozoa, Kinetoplastea, Trypanosomatida, Trypanosomatidae. Gene Ontology annotation, molecular function: serine-type endopeptidase activity. The coding region runs from base 1 to 1029 and encodes 342 amino acids.